AUGGCCGCCGCCGCCGAUGAUGACCAACGGAAAAUCGUUGCAGAGUUCCAGCGAUUGAGGGAAGAACAAAAAGAGACUGCAGAGGAAAUUACGCGGAUAGAGGAGGAGAAGCGCGAGCACAGCCGUGUCAUUGAGUUGCUGUCAGAAGAUUGUGACCCUGAGCAGAAGUGUUUUCAAGUAAUCAGCGACACAAUGGUCGAGCUCACCGUUGGCACAGCGCUCCCGCAACUCAAGGAGAAGCUUGAAAAGUUAAACCUAAUCGGCGAGCAGCUCAACAAGCGACUGGUCGAUAAAGGCACCGAGUUGAACACCUACCGAGAGAAGCACAACAUUCGGGUGCUCUCGCAAAAAGAAGCGGAAGGGAUGAAGCAAAAAAUGCUGGAAGCGCAACUAUCUCAAGUCAAGAAG
Messenger RNA from Mesorhabditis spiculigera, 408 nucleotides. NCBI's taxonomy places the organism in Eukaryota, Metazoa, Nematoda, Chromadorea, Rhabditida, Rhabditidae. The record is from the annotation of a GenBank genome assembly.